AUGGAUCGUAGAAGCCAGCGCACCUUCAUUAUGGUCAAGCCUGACGGCGUUCAAAGAAAACUUGUAGGAGAAAUUAUUAGCAGAUUCGAGCAAAGAGGUUACAAGCUUGUCGCUAUGAAAACCCUGCACGCUUCUCCUGAACUCCUCAGACAGCACUAUGCAGAACACGAAGGAAGAAGCUUUUUCGCAUCUCUAAUCGAAUAUAUUGGCUCUGGCCCUGUUGUUCCGAUGGUCUGGGAAGGUACUAACGUUAUUGAAAUUUCAAGAAAAAUCAUUGGAGCUACCAAACCAGCUGAAAGUGCCCCUGGGACUAUUCGUGGAGACUUUGCUAUCGAAGUAGGAAGAAAUAUUGUCCAUGGAAGCGACAGCGAAGCUUCAGCCCAAAGAGAAAUUGCCCUUUGGUUCAGAGAAGAAGAACUCGUCAGCUGGAAUGACCAUAGCAGUGCUUGGAUUUAUGAAUAA
Messenger RNA from Blepharisma stoltei, 462 nucleotides. NCBI's taxonomy places the organism in Eukaryota, Ciliophora, Heterotrichea, Heterotrichida, Blepharismidae. The record is from the annotation of a GenBank genome assembly.